AAAUAGUUCUGAGAUCACUUCCUUCCUGGCAUUGGAUUCCAAGGCUUCAACCUACAGAAAAAACUGAAAUUUUUUAAAAAUCUACAUUCAUCUGCAGAGAUAUAAUUAGUUAUAUUACAAAAACAUCUCAAAAUGUCUGGAAGAGGAAAACCUGCUGGAAGAAAAAGAAAAGCUCAGACAAACCUGACAGAAAAUGAGGAAAAAAGGCAAAGAGAUGAAGUUCCAUCUGACCAUGAUGUGCCAGAAUUUAUCCAACUGCUGGCUUCUGACAAAUCAGAAAAUACCAACAAAAGAGGUAAAUGUGUUGACUUCCAAACAUUGAUAGAUGAAUCAAAUAUUUUCCCAAACAGUUCUUCAACUCAGGUCUAUGAAUUAAAUAGGCCUGAAAUGAUAAGGUGUGGCGGGGAUUCCUUGGGUAUUCAUGUCCCUGAACAAAUACAAAUAAAAAUCAAGCAAAAUGAAUACAUUAACAUUGCUGUUCUUCUCAAAGGAGCUGUAGAACUUAAUAACCAGUUCACAAAUGCAGUUUUGAGUGUUGAUGAAAGUGGAACAAUUGUUUCUGCUCCAAGGGCCAAUAGCGAAAAAAUACCAUCCAUCGAAAAAUGGACAGAUGCUUUUUUGAUUUAUUCCAGCAUCUAUCUCCAGGCCCAUCCUGAUCACACUCAGCAUAUGCUUAAUUAUAUGUUUACAAUAAGGGAGGCCGCUGCCAAAUUUGGGGGCACGGGGUGGCGCACAUAUGACGAGCAGUUCCGUCUGCGUCAGUCCAAGUACUUCUCUCCAUGGUCAAAAAUUAAUGCUGACCUUUGGCUCAGAUGUUUUUCAGGCAAUAUUGGUGCCCAAGCAAAUCGGCCAUUUUCCAUUCAACCAAAUCUAUCACCUCCAUGCAUUGACUUUAACAAAGGCUUCUGUCAAUGGAACAACUGCAGGUUCCGACACGUCUGUGCAGUAUGUCAAAGCCCAAAGCAUGGCUCUUGGUCUUGUUAUAUGAAGGAACCACAUUUGCAUCCACAGCAAACUCAACCCCACAAACCCAAUAAUUCCUUUCGGGGAUCUUACAGGGGAGCAUUCAGGUUUCAAAGGGGCCAAGGUCAGCGGUUCAGAGCUCCAAAGCAAUAAUUUCAUGCAAUUAGCACCCUCACCAAUAAACGUUGAUAUUUUACAGGCUGAAUCUUAUGAUUACGAUACUACAGAAUCUCAAUUUUUAGUAAAUGGUUUUAGAAAAGGGUUCUCAUUAAAGUAUGAAGGCCCUCGCAUAGCAA
Messenger RNA from Dreissena polymorpha, 1259 nucleotides. RefSeq lists its product as uncharacterized. The coding region runs from base 133 to 1116 and encodes 327 amino acids. Lineage: Eukaryota; Metazoa; Mollusca; Bivalvia; Myida; Dreissenidae. The transcript has a single exon. Gene Ontology annotation, molecular function: metal ion binding. The record is from RefSeq and is a predicted model, not a curated record.